Messenger RNA from Acanthopagrus latus (yellowfin seabream), 2441 nucleotides. It is a transcript of the gene apool, whose product is annotated as apolipoprotein O-like. Gene Ontology annotation, cellular component: MICOS complex. The record is from RefSeq and is a predicted model, not a curated record. Gene Ontology annotation, biological process: cristae formation. The transcript has 11 exons. Lineage: Eukaryota; Metazoa; Chordata; Actinopteri; Spariformes; Sparidae. The coding region runs from base 119 to 1864 and encodes 581 amino acids.
UCAACACCUGGCGGCUGCAGGUGCCUCGUCUGACCGUUAGGUGGCAGUAGCUGACCGCGGUUUGGAGCGCGCGGAGCCGCGGCUGAGAGCCCACAGAAGAAGAAGGAGGAGCGCUGUCAUGGCGGCCAAGGUGGCGAUAGUGGCCGUCCCGACGGUGCUGAGCAUAGCCUCCAUCCGAGUGUAUACUGUGAGGGAGGUGCCCACUGAUGGGCUGGUUCCUCGAGGAGAGCUGAACAUCUACACCCCAGUGCCAUCGUCUGCCCAGGCUCAGUUUGUUCCAGAGAGUCCGGGGCUUCUUCAGAGUGGGAUAACCACAACGAGAGAGAGCAUACUACCAUUUUUCCAGGCUGUUAAGGGUGCCUGUCUCUCUGUGAAAAGGGGAAGUGUAAAUCUCUACCAUGCAGGGGAGGAUGUGUUCUAUUACUUGAAAGACCCACCCCCAGAGUUUCUACCCAGAUUUGGUACCAUCACCAUGGCUGGCCUGCUUGGCAUGUUCUUGGCACGGAAAGGCUCUCGUUUCAAGAGGGUAGCAGUUCCAAUAGGCCUGAUGAGUGUAGGUACUUCAGUCUGCUACCCAGCCCAGGCAGUGGCCGUUGUAAAGGUGACGGGUAAAAAGGUGUAUGCGGCAGGAAAGUGGAGCAGUGCCACAGUGUCUUCACUGCUCACCCCAAAGCCCCAGGAGCCUGCCACAGAGACUGUUGCUUCAGAACCACAGGCAGCUAAAGUGCCAAAUCUAGAGUCUGCAGUAACCGAGGAAGCCUCAGCCCAGAGCUCUACAAUCACAGAAACAGAGGUGGAAUCAGCCGAGUCUGUUCAUGUCUCUGAUGAGCCCGUUGUCCCCAGCGUAUCAGAGGAGGUUUCAUCGUUAACACUCGCAGAGAUAUCUACCGACCAGACCUCUCCAGACACCAACACAGAUCCAGUGGCAGAGUCAGUGCCAGCAGAGACAAAGACCACCACAGCCUCAGAGGAAAUACCUGCACCUGCUGAAAGUGAGGAGCCUUCAGACACAAAACAAGCAGCAGAGAAUGGCUCUAUUGAUACCAGCCCAGCUGAGUCCACACCGAGCAUAGAGCCAGUCGCUUCAGUGGAGGCUGCUACAGCUGAGUCUGCUCCUGUGGAAGCUGCACCAGUAGAGUCUACUCCAGUAGCACCUGCACCAGAUGAGUCUGCUCCAGUAGCAGCAGUGGAGGCCGCAGCAGUGGAGGCCGCAGCAGUGGAGGCCGCAGCAGUGGAGGCCGCUCCAGUGGAGGCCGCUCCAGUGGAGGCCGCUCCAGUGGAGGCCGCUUCAGUGGAGGCCGCUCCAGUGGAGGCCGCUUCAGUGGAGGCCGCUCCAGUGGAGGCCGCUUCAGUGGAGGCCGCUUCAGUAGAGGCCGCUCCAGUGGAGGCCGCAGCAGUGGAGGCCGCUCCAGUGGAGGCCGCUCCAGUGGAGGCCGCUUCAGUGGAGGCCGCUUCAGUAGAGGCCGCUACAGUAGAGGCCGCUGCAGAGGCUGCUCCAAUGGAAGCUGCUCCAGUGGAGGCUGCUUCUAUAGAGGCUGCUGUAGUAGAGGUCGCUCCAGUUGAGGUCGCUCCAGUUGAGGUUGCUCCAGUGGAGGCCUCUCCAGAGGAGGAAGUCAAAUCAGUUCCUUCAUCUGAAGAACCAGUGCCCAUUGUUGAAUCAGCUGAACCUGCCCCUCAACCUGAGUCAGCUGACCCACCACAAGUUGCCGCUGUGGAGGAGUCACCAACACUCACACCACCACUUCCUCAGGAACCUGCUGCAGAAAACAGCAAAGGUGGCUCUAGUUUCAAGCCAGACCCCACUCUAAUGGACUUCGGGCAGUCCAACCCCGAGGAUGAAGACCUGUACAGCACACGCAGCUGAGACAUCACAGCCGGCUGCAGGAGAGAGCUCAUUCCCACACUGCCAUCGCACAUCUCACUCAGAUAACAAACACUACUUAGUGUCAUUAUGCAGUGUAAAUAGGCCAUUUUGCGAACAUGCAGAGUCAGAAAAAGUCUUUAAUCAACAUUUCCAUUCUCAUUUUGUCAGCCCACACCAUUAAUAUUUCCACGGAAAAAGGUCCAAGUAUGUUUGCAUUGAUGCAGCAAUGAGGCGACUUUGAGUUCACAGAACUGUCUGUUUGCGUAGCAGGAAGGAAACCUGGAAAAAAAUACACCCACAACAGUGAUUGUUAAUUCACAGAUGGCAGAUUGUGAAAUGUUCUCUGUGUGUGUGUGUCAUUUGAAAAUGACUGGCUUUUGUGCUUCAGCUUUCAUCGUCAUGACUACGCAGUGCUUUUUAUUUAUUGUAAUUUAGCCCAUUGCGUUGGGAGACUCAAAAUACUGCACGUGCUGGUGAUUAUUAUAAGAUGGACUGGUACUGCUCCAUUUUGUAACAUCAAAAAUUCAAAGUCUUUGGAUGUUCAGAACCAAAAAUAAAUAUAUUUUUCACAAUUUCA